ACAAAAACUAGUAAAAUACUAUAAACUCUCACUUGCCUCUUGUUUCCUCCGUUGACAUCUUUCAAAAUUUAAUCGGAUUGCUGAAGCUUUCGUUACUUGUUGUUGCUCAAACAAACACUACUUAAUAAUUAAAGUAGAGAUAGGUUUUAUUUUCUGGUGAAUUUUGGAUACACCAAAUGCCAUCAUCACCUACGUCGCCUCUGUGGCAAGAGAAGGCUAGUGAUUUCAUUCAAUCCUCAGGGGUCAAGCUUAAAGGAGCAGGACACUCUGCUGGGGCAUUUGUUGAGGAAGUCGCCAAGGAUGCAAAGGAGAAUGUUUCUGAUGUGGCUGGAAAGGUUGGGUCUGCAGUCAAAAGCCGUUGGGCUGUCCUGCAGCAGCCAUCAACCAGGCAAUCCAUGCAGGAACGUCUUAUUUCAGCUGCGGCCACAACAAGCAUGAUUUUGAGGAAGGGGAUAUCAGAAACGAAAGAUAAGAUGGCUGUUGGAAAAACAAAAGUGGAAGAGGUGGCAAAGAAGACUGCUGAAAAGAGCAAGAAUCUGCUGACUGAUUUUGAACGAUGGCAAAAGGGAGUUGCAAGUACUGAUGUAUUUGGGACCCCCCUUGAGCUUACUGUCCAGCACCAAGAGUCUAGUGCCCCAAUUCCUUGCAUAUUGAUGAAAUGUGCAGACUUCCUCAUAUUGUCAGGAAUGGCGAGUUACCUCAGUGGAUUAUUGUUCAAUGGGUUAAUCAUAAGAGUUCAGCGAGUUGACUCAUUGUUCUGUCUCCGGAUUAUGUCAAGUGAGACAUAUAUCAUGCUUAAAGUUUGGGGUUUUUUGAAGAGAAAACGACUGAGCUCCCAGGAGUUGUUCAAGGCACAGGGUAACAAAAAAGUCCUGCGGCAGUUAGUAUCCUUGUACAAUCAAGAUCCAAAUGCAUCACUACCUGAGGGGAUAAACCCAGUUAAUACUGCAGAACUUAUGAAGUGCUAUAUUGCAAGUCUCCCUGAGCCGUUGAUCCCCUUUGAACUGUAUAAUGAUAUCAUAAAUGCCCGCUUCAGCAUACAUCUAAUGAGAAAUACUCUCAAGAAACUGGCCACUGUUAAUUAUAUGACCCUAGAACUAAUUACUGCACUCUUACAUCGUGUUAGCCAAAAAUCUCUUCUUAACAAGAUGGAUACUCGAAGCCUUGCAGUGGAACUGGCUCCAAUCAUUAUGUGGCACAGCGGCCAGAGACCAGAGCAUUAUAAACAGAUAUGGAACCAACCAGAAAAGUGCGCUUCUAAGACAAACAUGGAUUCUGCCUCCAGCAAUAGUGUGUGGGAGAUGCUUUCAGCAGAUGAUGAAGCUGAAGAUGCAUCAUCCUCGAUUCCCCUUGAUGAUGGAAUGGCAGUAGACUUUCAUGCUAUUGAAGCUAUUCAGUGCUUAAUUGGACAUCACAGUGCAAUUUUCACAGAAUCAAGCGAAGCUGUGUGGAGAUAGUUCCCGCAACACACCUGCACAGAUUCUUUAGUGAAAAAAAUGAGGAGUUCCCUCUCUAAACAUUCAUAAGCAAUGUCAAUUUAGUGUUUGUAAAUAGGAGUAUUUUACUGUGGGAUGUUUGGUUGUAGCCAGAUCCAGGUUUUGCAGAGCUAAUAGUAGUUUGUUAGACACCA
Messenger RNA from Salvia hispanica, 1630 nucleotides. NCBI's taxonomy places the organism in Eukaryota, Viridiplantae, Streptophyta, Magnoliopsida, Lamiales, Lamiaceae. The record is from RefSeq and is a predicted model, not a curated record.